Canariomyces notabilis is the source of this 981-nucleotide messenger RNA. RefSeq lists its product as uncharacterized. Lineage: Eukaryota; Fungi; Ascomycota; Sordariomycetes; Sordariales; Chaetomiaceae. The transcript has a single exon. Bases 232 to 906 code for a protein of 224 amino acids. The record is from RefSeq and is a predicted model, not a curated record.
AAAACCGAGGAACGUCGCAAAUCACCAGAUGGAAUUGAUUGAGCGCAAUCUUUGGGAAGAUAUCCCGAGAUGCACGCAAUGCGGAAUCAAUCAGAGUGAGCUUAGCAACUGACUGCACAAGUGGCGCACAUUGCAAGAAUAAGACACCAGGUUCUGUUCGAGGUGGUCGUGCUGCAAUGUUAUUGACGUUGCCCAGGAGUCUUCCCCAGAUGGCUCGAGCACACCUUGUCGAUGCAGCCACCGGGCAACCGCAACGGUCGGCACAGGCACAACAGCUCGAGCCAAUCAGACAAGUCGUCCAAGAUUAACACACCUCACACUGCUCGACGAGCCAGACGGACAGGUACCGUACUUGACGUUUGUCAUUACUCGAUAUUUCCAUCUCGAAAACCAAUAUGCACAAAACUAAUCCCCCAAUAUUCCUGUACAAACCGAGAUAAAGAGAUGUCAAGUCUCAGAUGCAUGUGUCCCCGGCUCAUGAAGUACAUAGACAGAUGGAGGAUUCCCAGUAAACAAUCCCCAGCCUACUGUAGCAUUGCGUGGCUCUUGCAACAAUGUCGGCCCCGGAGUGUACAUAGAUAUGUUCUGUUUUGUCCAGCAUCUCCAAUGAACCCCACUACCAAAGUCCACUCGUGUAUGAUAGUAACGUUAGAACCGAAACAGAAGGCAAGGAAACCAAAAAGAAGGUUGGGUGUAUACGUAACUGUGAGGUAUCCACCCAAGCAAAAAAAAAAAAUGAAGGUGCGAAGACAAAGAAAGAAAAGGAUAGCAAACCAGAAAAGCGAGGACCAACCAAACCAACAAUCAAGACCGGCAUUGAGCCCUGCAGAUCCGAGUAAUCUAGACGGAGCCGAGUCCAGUCGAAAUCUGAGCCAAGCAAAGUUGAAAAGCCAGGCAAGCAGGUAGGCAGUCCCGCAGGACCAUAGAACAGCAAAAGCAAAAUAUGGACCUCCCAUAUUUACAGUUAUCCAACAAGGGACG